CGGAGUGAACGCUGUGGUAGGCGGGACUCGACGCUGUGAACACAGCAACGCGGUCUGUCGCUUACCUGCCUUAACUUCAGUCAAAGAAAGAAAGAUUAACUUGAUUAAGUCAGUCUCUAUGUGGGGAGAAGAGGUUAACCGGCAUUUUGUCGACAACCCACAGAACACAGGAUGCGCUGUUAUCGGCGAGCAUUGUUCCUGUGCUCGGCGUUCACCUUUUUUUCAUCGCUCUACGUGUUCAAUCAUCUCGCAUCUACCCUGGAGGACACCGACGAGCGGGGCCUUGGCGAGCCGAGGACACCCGCCGGAGGGAGUCCUGACACGGGGAACGUUCUCAGGAAAAAUCCAGGACUGACAGGCCGUCGAGUUCCCCAGCUGGUCAGGUGUAAAUCAUUGUCAGUCUCUUACUGGAAUCCGUUUGGGAGGUUGCCUGCUGAUGUUUGUGGACUGAACUGCUUUUUGGAAUCAUCAUUUAGGGACGGGAUGGACUCUGAAGCAGAAGACGGCGAUAAUGAAAGCAGUCACAUAGCCGUAGUGGCUUGUGGCCCGAGGCUGGACGAGACGCUCGCCAUGCUCAAGUCUGCCAUCAUAUUCAGCAAAAAGCCUCUCAAAUUUCACAUCUUUGCCGAUGAUGAGCUACAGGACAGCUUUCGAAAUGCGCUGUACUCCUGGCCGAGAUCAGCUCAGGCGAAGUUUAACUUUACCAUCUACCCCAUCACUUUCCCCAGCGGGAAUGAGAAAGAGUGGAAGAAGCUCUUCAAACCAUGUGCCUCUCAAAGACUCUUUUUACCUCUAAUCCUGAAGGAGGUGGACUCUUUGCUCUACGUGGACACAGAUAUCCUUUUUCUACAGCCCGUGGAGGACAUCUGGGCCUUCUUCACACAGUUCAACAAGAGCCAGCUGGCUGCCAUGGCCCCGGAGCACGAGGAGCCACGUAUCGGCUGGUACAACCGUUUCGCCCGCCAUCCUUACUAUGGCAACACUGGCGUCAACUCAGGAGUCAUGCUCAUGAACAUGACACGCCUCAGGGAAACUUUUUUUAAGAAUGACAUGACAACAGUUGCGCUUCACUGGAGUGAAAUGCUGAUGCCCCUCCUUCAAAAGUAUAAACUCAACAUCACCUGGGGGGACCAGGACCUUCUCAAUAUCAUAUUUCAUCACAACCCGGAACGCCUUUACGUGUUCCCCUGCCAGUGGAACUACCGUCCGGACCACUGCGUCUAUGGCCUCAACUGUCAGCAGGCUGAGAAAGAUGGCGUCUUCAUUCUCCACGGUAGCAGGGGAGUUUACCAUAACGAAAAGCAGCCGGCGUUUAGAGCCGUCUACGAGGCCAUUCGGCAGUACCCCUUUGGCGAGAACAUGGAGACUUCACUGCUACAGCCGUUGGACGCAUCUCUCCGGACCACCGCCGAUUCCUACUGUGGACGGGUGAGCCACUUGUUCACCAAGAGGCUCAAACAAAGUAUUGCAUCCGUUCAACAAGAGAUGACAGGGGGAAGAUGAGCCUUGUUUCAUUAGAGUUGGGAUUGUCAAAGGCGGGACGCGUUCGCCUUCUAGCCAAUUUCUGCCGGACACCUGAAGUCCGGUAUGUUUGGAGCGGUCUGAUAUGUACCCGUGCACGGUUAAGCUGACCCUGCGCUGGCACGUUUUGGAAGGGGUGUGCGGUGCACAAGCACAUCAAAUAGUAGACGUGUCAUACAAUUACUCCGAUGCGAUGGCUCCGCUUGCUAGUUAUUCAUGAUAACUUCCUUGUGCGAUAGAAGUAAACAGAAUGAGAAAUAGCCUGUCAGGAAAGUUGCAGGACACUGUUGUGUAUUGGAGUGACAACGGGUUGAACAUACAAACUCCACAUAGAAAGGCUGGAGCUGAGAUUGAAACCCACCCAAGGGAAAAACAGCAUGACAAAGCAAUGCAACCUGAUAUCAAUGCAAAUGAAGGUAAACUUGUCGAAAUAACGCUCUUGUCGAAAAAGCAGACAGAAAAAUACCAAGUAAUGAAGUUAUUAAUACCAACAAACGAAGUAACAUAUUUUCUGCACUACAGGGCGCAGCGCAAAACAUUCAAUUUUCUCAAAAGCUUAAAGUGCGUUUAUAAUCCGAUGCGCCCUAUAUAUGGAUCAAUAUUCGAAUUUCUUGGCUGUAGUAUUUUACAUGUUCUGUAAAGCACUUUGCUACAACUGCAGCGGUUGUCAAAGCGCUAUAUAAAUAAAGCUGUAUUGUAUUGUAUUCCCAUUAGCGUCGCUCCAUCUAGUGGAUGCGUCACGCAACCGCAGCCCCUAUUGUAGCUCCCAUUCUAUGCGCCUUAUAAUGCGCUGCACCCUGUAUAUGAAAACAGUUUUGAAAUAUGCCAUUCGUUGAAGGUGCGCCUUAUAGUGCGGACAAUACGCUAUUUGCAAAAUCCUAAAUGCAUCAAAUACUCCCACCGAAAUGUUUACGCUUCAGAAUGCACCCAAAGAUGCAUUCAUUUUGAUGACAUUUUCAUUUUCACCGUUUACUUCAGCAAUAACGUUCACUGGCAAAUUUUGUCACUCCGCGUUGGCCUUUUUUACAACCGUCAGACUACUUGAAUGAAUGAAGACUUAUGGUCACACUUGAAUGUUAUUUAUGUAAGAUUGUUGUCAAUCGUCUCCGUUCUCAACAUACGUUGCGACUCGUCACCCUUUGUCAAAACCAACCGAAUGACCACAAAAAAGUGAAUUGCGUCGGUUACUGAAAGCAUCGCCUCCACAUAUAAGGACUUUAUGACGGUAAUAACAGUUUGACAGCAAAACGGAUUAUUUGUUGGCAAUUAUUCUGAAUGAAGCACAAAUCUGGGUUACGUCGCUGCUGAAUGAAUGGGAGUCGCGAGUUGUAAGAAGAGCUCCCAGGCUAUGCAACACAAUUGUGUACAGUGAGAGACAGCGGAAUAUAUCAGUAUCAAGAUUUAGUAAAGUCUGUAAUGAAGGACUUAUGGAAAUGAAGACUUAAAAGGCAAGAACAGACACAAGAUGGCGUCGAGCAUUCCAAUGAGGCGUUUCCUUGAAUACUUGCCUCCUUUUGACCUCUUAAGGAGCUUCUGCAUUGUUCUUCAAAGAGAUUUCCUCAAACAACAUUUGGUACGCGCGGCCCAAUAAACCGGAUGACAAACAGGCUCAAGCCUACUGAAUUAUUACCUGUUUACAACUUUUGUACUGCGUAAAUUGGGCUGGUAGUCCCGCGCAACCUGCUUAAUCUUUUAUGUGUUUUCAAGCACUGGUUCAUAUAAAAGACCAGCAUUACUCCCUGUUAAUUCUCUUUUUUUUUCUUUUACACCACAGUCGAAAACCUAGUUUACUUUGCAGAGAUGAUUAAUUUUGCAGCACUUUUGAGCCAAUCGGGUUGUUUUUAAGAAAGAUUUAUAAUCCCAUUCAUGGCACUUUGCACGGUUAGCCUCAGGUUUUCAGAAAGUCAUUAGGGCAUACAUCAAAGCUCCCUUUAAGUGCAAAUAAGGAGCAAACUGUUUUGAAAUUAACUUUUGUAAGCCGCCGUGUUGCAAAGAGAAAACGGCGACGAUACAUCCUCAACAUAGCUUCUCUAUUAUGUCAUCGUGUCUUGAAAUGAGCCUUAGCUGAUCAAUUAAAAAAAAAAAAGUAUGUCUGGCUGGUCCACCAUUAUUUCAGACCACAUGUAGGCGAAUGCAGCUAAAAAAA
Molecule: messenger RNA, 3667 nt
Organism: Hippocampus comes (tiger tail seahorse)
Lineage: Eukaryota; Metazoa; Chordata; Actinopteri; Syngnathiformes; Syngnathidae
Gene: gxylt1a
Product: glucoside xylosyltransferase 1a
Exons: 8
Coding region: 172-1503 (443 amino acids)
Biological process (GO): protein O-linked glycosylation via N-acetylgalactosamine
Molecular function (GO): UDP-xylosyltransferase activity
Source: RefSeq, a predicted model, not a curated record